ACACUCUCUCUCACUCUCAAUUCUCACUUCCCCCCACAUUUCCUUCCAUUCCCAACAUGUCUGACACCCUCCCCGACCUUUCCUCUUGGCUCCCGUCCGACUUCCUCUCCGGCGACUUUGACCACAUCAAACCACCCCACGUCCCCAACCGCCACCACCACCAUUUUCCGUACGACUUUGCUUCCUCAUCUUCUACUGAGUCAGAAAGCGACGACGAUGAACUCACUGGGUUGACUCUCCGUUUCACUCGCUCCGUUUCCCUUCAAGAACGUCUCCAUAACACUUUCCCUUUUCAGAAGAAAAUGGGUUUCUCUGGCUCUUGCCCAACGACGCCGUUUCCGUUAGACAACGAGUGGGAACAGGUACACGCUGCGGCAGAACGAGUAGCCAGAAUGAAAAUGCAAAUAAUGAACACUACCUCAAACGACGACGUUUUGGCUAACAGAGUUGAUAUUGUACCUCCACGUCACCUGGGACCCACCCAAACCCACCACCACCACUGCCAUCAUCUCGACUGUUCCAUCUGGAGGUCUGAAAAUGAAGACCAUCUCCGGCUGCUACACUUUCGUAACAGGGUUUCUCUCAACGGCGGUGGGUAUUUACCCACCGGCCGGCCGGUGGGUUUCCGGCAGUCUGCAUGGCCAACACUCCGUGUUGAAACCCCCCGACGUCAUCAAAACGCUCCUGUCAAGAAAGAAUGUGCCGGUACCGGAGUCUUUCUUCCCCGGAGCUACUCUCCUAACCCACCUGAAAUUAAGAAAAAAACAGGAGGAGGAGGAUGUCAUUUUCCAGCAAAUAGAGUGAUGAACAAAAACAUGAACAUGAUGGGGCCCCCUCAACCAACAAACAUCCAGCAGUAUCCUUGCUCUCAGUAUCAUCAUCCACCCCACUACAAUAUCACACGUGACGAGCUUGAAGAGCUUGUAAUGGCAAGAAGAACUGCAAUGAUGUUAGCCCAACAACGCCGGAUUUGCACCAGCCGUGUGGCCCCACCUGAACCACAAAUGGGCCAACACCACCCUGAAGCCCUUCUCCCUCAAGAAUGGACAUAUUAGUCUCCGUUUUUCCAUCAAUCAAGAAACAUAGGUUACAAAAAACAUUAUCACAAGUAGGGAUCUGAAGAGUAGUAUUACCAGUAUUAUUAUUACUAUUAGUAGGAGUUGUUACUAUAAAUGAAGAAAAAUAAAGGUAGGUUUUGUUUAAUGUAGGAAUUUGGGGAAAAAAAGGCUUUUGUUGGGGGUUUGUUUUUGUAAGAAAGGAGAAAGUGUAAGGGGGUUAGUAGUGAUAGAAUAAAAUGAUGGUCUUGAGAAGUGUGGGGGCUAUUUGUUUGUUUUUUUUCUUAAAAAAGUGAAAGGGGGUAAUUUUGGGAUAUGAAAUGACUGGAAAAUGGUCUCUUUUGUUCAUUUCAAAAUUUUAAUAAAAGGGAGCCAAAGUUUGAUUUUGAAUGAAUUUGGCUGGUUUGCUUGCU
Erigeron canadensis is the source of this 1468-nucleotide messenger RNA. RefSeq lists its product as uncharacterized. The record is from RefSeq and is a predicted model, not a curated record. The coding region runs from base 57 to 1055 and encodes 332 amino acids. Lineage: Eukaryota; Viridiplantae; Streptophyta; Magnoliopsida; Asterales; Asteraceae. The transcript is spliced from 3 exons.